AUGAAAAUAGAAAAGUAUGGCUGGUCUGAAGGUUUGAAGUAAAUAACGGGAAACCACCAUAAUUUUUAUACGGCUAUUUCUAAUGAUGUCACUUAUAAGGAACUUGAAAACCUGUUGAAUUCUAAAAAUAUUAUGUUAAUUGAUGUUACAGAGACAUGGGGAAUUCUGGAGUAUCGAAAAAUCCCUGGGUCUAUCAAUAUACCAUUGGAUGAGGUAGGCGAAGCUCUACAGAUGAACCCAGGAGACUUCAAAGAGAAGUACAAUGAAGUAAAGCCCUCCAAAUCUGACCACCUAGUGUUUUCUUGUUUAGCUGGAGUGAAAAGCAAGAAGGCCCUGGACACAGCAGUAUCUCUGGGCUUUCACAGGUGUGUAGAUAAAGGAAAAAAUGGAUUCAUAAAUGUAUAA
Piliocolobus tephrosceles (Ugandan red Colobus) is the source of this 405-nucleotide messenger RNA. RefSeq names its product thiosulfate sulfurtransferase like domain containing 3. The record is from RefSeq and is a predicted model, not a curated record. The transcript has 3 exons. NCBI's taxonomy places the organism in Eukaryota, Metazoa, Chordata, Mammalia, Primates, Cercopithecidae.